Molecule: messenger RNA, 3841 nt
Organism: Nothobranchius furzeri (turquoise killifish)
Lineage: Eukaryota; Metazoa; Chordata; Actinopteri; Cyprinodontiformes; Nothobranchiidae
Product: potassium voltage-gated channel subfamily B member 1
Biological process (GO): protein homooligomerization; potassium ion transmembrane transport
Cellular component (GO): membrane; voltage-gated potassium channel complex
Molecular function (GO): delayed rectifier potassium channel activity; protein binding
Source: RefSeq, a predicted model, not a curated record
AUGCAAAGUCAUAAAAUCAGACUUAUCAGCUGUUUUGAAAACUGCAACACCUUAUCUGGUCUCUCAGGAGCCAAGUCUACAAGGCUGUAAGUCGUUUGUGAUAUUUAAUCAUUCAACCAUGCAUUUCUAAAGGCUGACACUUAGUUUGCUUCUCCGGCUCUGUGAGGGUUAACUCCACGCAGGCUGCGCCGCUGGAGGAGCCUCAGCACAGACAGCAUCUCCUCCUCAGCCGGGGAGGACACACUCUCAGCACCACAGCCGAGAUAUCGAGUUCAUUCCCGGCCACACACUCUGGAGCCUACCGGCUGAUUCGCUCUGAGUGUUACACAAGCCGAACCAGACAUUUUAUUACCUUUUUAUUGCUUAAAUAAACGUUAACCAUGUCGGUGCGUGGCUCACGGUGCCUCCUUCAGCUGCCAGCAGAGUGCCGGAGACCAGCUUAACAAGUUGGAGCGCACUCGCUCAGGAGAUGAUGCUAAAUUCGGUCCAGGAGGCAAAUCUGAGUUUGGGGAAGACACGGCAACUAACCAAGGGGGAUCCUGAUGCGGUCAGAGUCAGGACCGCGGAUUCGUAAUCUCCCAGACUUGUGAGUGACCCGCUGACUGGAGCGAAGAUGAUGAAAACUGGGGCUCGGUUGACCACCACGCUGCCUCCGGAAACCAUAGACAUCAUCCGGACUAAAACACCCUCCCGCCGGGCGAGGCUCAACGUCGGAGGGCUUCUUCAUGAGGUCCUCUGGAGGACACUGGACAGGCUGCCUCGCACCAGGCUGGGCAAACUGAGAGACUGCAACACCCACGAGUCCAUCAUGGAGAUAUGCGACGAUUAUAACUUAGAUGGUAACGAGUACUUCUUCGACAGACAUCCGGGCGCCUUCACCUCCAUCCUGAACUUCUACCGCACAGGGAAGUUGCACAUGAUGGAGGAAAUGUGUGCCCUCUCAUUCAGCCAGGAGCUGGACUUCUGGGGGAUUGACGAGAUCUACUUGGAGUCGUGCUGCCAGGCCAGGUAUCACCAGAAGAAGGAGCAGAUGAACGAAGAGCUAAAAAGAGAGGCCGAGAACAUGAGGGAGAGAGAAGGAGAGGAGUUCACCACCACAUGCUGCUCAGAGAAGAGAAGGAAACUAUGGGACCUCUUGGAGAAGCCGAGCUCCUCGUUUGCUGCCAAGAUCCUUGCAAUUAUCUCCAUCCUCUUCAUUGUGCUGUCCACCAUCGCCUUGUCUCUCAACACCCUUCCAGAGCUGCAGGACACGGAUGAGUUCGGUCAGCCCACGGACAACCCACAGCUGGCCCAUGUGGAAGCCGUGUGCAUCGCCUGGUUCACCAUGGAGUACCUGCUCCGCUUUCUCUCCUCGCCCAACAAGUGGAAGUUCUUUAAGGGUCCUCUGAACAUCAUCGACCUGUUGGCCAUUCUGCCCUACUAUGUCACCAUCUUCCUGACCGAGUCCAACAAGAGCGUGCUGCAGUUUCAAAACGUUCGCCGUGUGGUUCAGAUCUUUAGGAUCAUGCGGAUUUUGCGAAUCCUGAAGCUGGCUCGCCACUCCACGGGUCUUCAGUCACUAGGCUUCACCCUCAGGAGGAGCUACAAUGAGCUGGGCCUGCUUAUUCUAUUCCUGGCUAUGGGAAUUAUGAUAUUCUCAAGUCUAGUGUUCUUUGCAGAGAAAGAUGAGGAGGACACCAAGUUUAAGAGCAUACCAGCCUCCUUCUGGUGGGCCACCAUCACAAUGACUACUGUAGGUUAUGGAGAUAUUUACCCAAAAACGUUGCUGGGAAAGAUAGUUGGAGGUUUGUGUUGUAUUGCAGGUGUGCUGGUCAUAGCCUUACCCAUCCCCAUCAUUGUGAAUAACUUCUCUGAGUUCUACAAAGAGCAGAAGAGGCAGGAGAAAGCCAUCAAAAGGCGAGAAGCUCUGGAGAGGGCAAAGAGAAAUGGUAGCAUCGUCUCUAUGAACAUUAAAGACGCGUUUGGUCGUAGUGUGGAGCUCGUGGACGUGAUGGUAGAAAAAAGUGAUGAACGGAGAGAAAAGCUGCAUGAUAAUCAUGUGUCUCCUCAUAGAGAGACCCCCAAAGUCAAGUCACCCAUCAAUCCCAGCAGCCCCACCAAGACCAUUGAAUCAAGCAACCAGGAGAAGGACAAGCCCUCCAGCAGCCCUCAGCAUCUCAGCGCACAGACACUUGAGGAGAUGUACAACAAGAUGACCGAGGGGCAGUCACAACCUAACAUCAACAGCAAGAAGAAGAUGCUGCACUCCAAAGCAGGAAGGCAGAAAGCUGAGUUUGAGAUGGGAAGCAUCCCGAGUGAAGCUGUCUCUGGUACGGCAGAGGCGGUGUCAGACAUGAAGAGCAUGUCCAGCAUCGACAGCUUCAUCAGCUGUGCCACAGACUUUCCCGAGAGCUCUCGCUUCUCCCAGAGUCCCCUCAGAAAAAUUUCAGGGCGGGUCAGUACCAACCCUAACCUGGAGCCCACCCUGGAAAAUGAACAAGAAGGAUCACAUGGUGCCGCUACGCCCAAGCUCAGCCUGAAUUCUGACAGCAGACAGCCUAACAACCCAGCCAAAGGCCGCCCUGAGAGGAUCAGAGGCGCUGUUCUGUCAGACAGUUCAUCAGUCCAGAGCCCUGAGACGUCCGCCUACACCACCGCCAGCAGCAGGACGCUCAACAAGAGCCCUGAGAAUUUACUGCCCGCCAUUUUCACGUUCCAUGACUCAUCCAUCAAUAAGUUCAUUGAUGCCGACACGGAUGAGGAGGAGCACCUGCACGAUGGUUCAGGGACCAAUGCAACCCAAAGACUUUUGGAGAAGACCAGUCCUAAGUUUGGUCAUGUCUCCAGCUUUCAGCAAGGUCCCAACCACAUGGAAGGCCUCUCCAAGAAGCUGGGGAACAGCAAAAGGCCUUCUGAAGGGCAGGAGAACCACGUGUCGCAGGAGCUGCAGCCACUUCAGGGAGAAAAGAGUCAUUCCAACACUUAAACUUAUGAAAACGGAUCCCAGAGAGAAGGACGGGACAUAGACAACAAACCAGGUGCACAGAGAACAGCAGCAGGAACAUUUAAAAGAUCUUGACUUUGGAGAAAACUUUGUGUUCAGCUCUGAAACUCCCUGACCAGUGACUCCUGGCUUAAUCAAGCAAAUCUCACAAAAUGAAACUAAUUAAACAGAACUUGAGGAUUUUGGUUUUUUGUUUUUACAAUCAAUACCUUCUUUUAAUCCAGAUUUUACUCUAAUGAUCAGACUCCCGCUGUGGGAGUGGAGUACAUUGUUUUUAUAAGGAAGAACCUACUUAUCUGAUCCCACUUUAAAGCAGCAGAGGCUGUCAGAUCAGUAGUGACGCAUAAAGGGCACAGGAACUAGGAAAACACACACGUUCGUUCUCCAACACUGCUUAUUUAUAAAUAGUGUGUUUCACAAAGAUGUAAAACGGAGUUUAGUUUGCUUCCUUUAACUUCCUGUUCUGAAACUGGCCUUAGUUCACGUCGUCCAGAGUGUGUGUGUGAGUGUGUGCGUGCGUGCGUGUGUGUGUGUGUGUGUGUGUGUGUGUGUGUGUGUGUGUGUGUGUGUGUGUGUGUGCGUGCGUGUGUGUGUGUGUGUGUGUGCAAUAUUUACCCUUUACCUAUAGUCUAUUUAUGGUUAUGUAGCAAUAGUGGUCUCUCAUCUGGCAUCUGACCUUUAGCAGGAUUAAGUGUUUUGGUCGGAUUCUUGUCAACAGUUUAGCGUCUGUUCCAGGUCGACAUCUUUACUGCACAGAUUACAGAGAAGACACUGUGAGGUCAAAUCCAUCAUUUUCAAAUCUGUUGUUCCUGACUGCUGGGGAGAGAGAGAGAGAGAGAGAGAGAGAGAGAGAGAGAG